Molecule: messenger RNA, 692 nt
Organism: Cimex lectularius (bed bug)
Lineage: Eukaryota; Metazoa; Arthropoda; Insecta; Hemiptera; Cimicidae
Exons: 3
Coding region: 266-664 (132 amino acids)
Source: RefSeq, a predicted model, not a curated record
CAUUCCCAAUUUGUAAGGGAGGAGAUGAAAAGUCUAUCGAAAUUUCCAAGUCUCUCGAAACCUCUUUGUAACUCCCAACAGGCGGUUGGGCUAAGUCUCGAAGUCCCUCAAAUCUUUCGAAAAUCAGGGUCGUUUUAAGUCCGUAGAAUAAACAGAAAUACAAUAAAUCAAAAAACCUCCGCCGUGGAUCGAUCGGCGAGGUAAAGCUUAAUUGACUUGUCAUGUUGCUUUCAACUUGAUCAGUGACUUACAAAGUGCCUUGACAAUGGCACUCCCAGGAUUGGGCAGAAAACGUUACAGGAACAGCUGCGACGACGAAGUCAGCGAAUUCGCUCCUUUGUCAAAAAGGAUAAAUAACUUGCACAUCAACAAUGGCACUAUAAAUAAUCUAGGAAAGAACCUGGAAUCAAAAACGGAAGCUCAUAGAGAUAUAAUUGUCAAUAACGAAAGACUAUCAACUCAAGAUUAUGAAGAUUCCCGGAACAUGGAUGGUGAAUCGAGCGGAAGCCAGCAACUUUGGUUGCCUCACUAUAGUCCUGAUCUGAGCCCCUCACAAAAUCCGUAUUAUUACGAGUCAAAUCGACUGCUGUUCGAGUUGUACAUUCAGAGAUCUCAAAGAUCCAAUGGCGCAUCUUCGUCAAACCAACACCAACACCAUUAUUAAUAUAAACCUGAGAUGUGUAGAUAAUUUA